Molecule: messenger RNA, 2153 nt
Organism: Coccinella septempunctata (seven-spotted ladybird)
Lineage: Eukaryota; Metazoa; Arthropoda; Insecta; Coleoptera; Coccinellidae
Exons: 7
Coding region: 190-2043 (617 amino acids)
Biological process (GO): histone mRNA catabolic process; nuclear polyadenylation-dependent antisense transcript catabolic process; nuclear polyadenylation-dependent rRNA catabolic process
Cellular component (GO): nucleolus; nuclear exosome (RNase complex)
Molecular function (GO): nucleotide binding; 3'-5'-RNA exonuclease activity; nucleic acid binding
Source: RefSeq, a predicted model, not a curated record
CAGUUCCAUUAAUGAUUUUUCUAAAGGACGCUAGUUGCUGGGGUUUUGUAAAUUUCUUUUUAUCACAAAUAAAAAAAUAUACAAUCACCCAAUUCUGCUAGUGUUUCAAAAGAUUGAAGUUUUUUGAAUUGCGAUUUCUCCAACAAUCAUAUUUAAUUUAAUUUAGAGAAUCCUGUGACAAAUCAUAAAAUGGCUGAAAACGAACUGAAGGAUUUAGGUGAAAAUGAAGCCGAAAUAUUUGAUGAAAUGAAGGAUAUUGUUGAAGGGGAGGAAGAAGAUUAUAACGAAGAUGGUGAUGGUGAUGAACUGGAACAUUUCCUCAACGAAAAUAAACUUCAGGAGCACCUUACCCUGUUCAGGGAUCAACAAAUUGAUUUCGAAACUCUCAUGAUACUCACCGAGCCUGAUUUGAAAAGUCUUGGCUUACCCUUGGGACCCUUCAGAAAGCUCACAAUUGCUCUUCAAAAGAAGAAGAGUGAGAUGCUCAUGGAAUCAGAAGGGAUGGACGAAAGUGAAAACCACGAUGAUUCUCAGACCGAGACAAAAGUCAAAGAAGAUAAUGCCGAUCUUCCAACUUUGGCCGAUGAAGGUAACUUCCGCGUUAUAGACGAGUCCGGCGACGAUUCUGACGCUCAUUCCGUCAAGUCUGAGCAUGCUGGUGGUAAAACAAAAGAUGUAAAAUCCUUCGAACCUGACAAAAACCACCCAUACAGAUACGACCUUCUCAAUUUCAAGCUGUCCGAUGAGUUCAAGGAAAAGGUUGAAUUGCAAGAACCCACAACUAUCGACUCAAAACCUUUUGAGCUGAUAACCGACGAAAGAAGACUGAAGAGCGCAGUGAAAGCACUGCGUAAGGAGAAAAUCAUAGCGGUCUAUGUUCGACACAAUAUGGACACAUACGAGAAGACGGUGUCACUGAUGCAAUUGUCCACACAAACAAUAGAUUAUAUUAUCGACUUUACCAAAAUCAACCAUUUGGUCUUGUUAUUGACCGACAUAUUCACAAACCCUAAUAUUUUGAAGGUGUUUUACGAAGCCCGACACGAGGUGAAGUUUUUGCAAAGGUUUUAUAGUUUAUACACUGUGAAUGCCUACUGCGUCCGAAGCGCUGUCAAGGAGUUGAAAUAUGAAACAUCGUCGCUGUACGGUCUCAUCAAUAAAUAUGUCAGCUAUUUCAAACCUACAGAUUCCGAGUGCACCAGUAGACCGCUGAAGAAUGACGUCAAGACGAACCUGAGGAAGGAGACGCAUUACUUGCUUCACAUAUACUACAAGACCAGGAACGAAGCCAUCGAGGCAGGUUGUUACGAUAAAAUCGUUGCUGUGGGCACUACGACCUGCAGUUAUCUUCAUGUGCCGGUUAAGGAAAGGAAGCCCGAAAUAAUCUUCUCAGACUUCGACAAGUUCAACGAUGCGCAGAAGAUGGCAGCUGAAGAACUUUGCAACUGGCGAGAGUCUUUGGCUAAAGACAGAAAUGUGGACGUUAACGCAAUACUCACCACCAAAGACAUGAAGCAAAUCUGUCUGUCCCUUCCGAUCAAGAAAGAAGAACUGUUUAUGGUCGUGGACACGAGGAUUGUCCGGAUGUACUUUAAUAAGUUGUUGACGAUCCUUAAGAUAGCACGUAAGAAGUAUUUCAAGGAUCCCAAGGAGGAAGGUAAGUACGACCUGAGACCUGUGCCUACUAAGGCGACGAAGAAGCCUGUUGUGAAGGGGCAGCCGAAAGCCAAUACGCAGAAUUCUCCGGCAGGGGGCAAGACUGAGUUGAAAAGGAAAAGCGAUGGGUUCGCUCGUCCAAAUCCAGCUAAAAAAGCACGCUUCCACUACAAGGGAAAGAGGAACUUUUCGGCUAGUCCCAAAGCGAAGAGCCCCAUGGGUUCCCCAUUCAGGCAAACCGGCGGAUAUAGGGGCGGAUAUCAGGCGUCCAAUUCUCCGAAAAAUUACGGACAGGCCAAAUACCCAAAUCCUCAGAACAUCUGGGAAAACCAGCAAAAUCAGAAUUUCAACAAUUACGGAGGAGGAAGCGGUUUCAAGUAUUAUUGAAGUGGAUGAUUUCGAUCGGUGUGAAUUAUGUAAUUUAGAUUUAGUUCUCAUUUUAUUUUGUAUGGAACUGUCAUCAAGUUGAUAUAGUGAAUAAAGAUUCAUAAUCUUCA